Aspergillus wentii DTO 134E9 is the source of this 1607-nucleotide messenger RNA. RefSeq lists its product as uncharacterized. Gene Ontology annotation, molecular function: transmembrane transporter activity. Bases 70 to 1374 code for a protein of 434 amino acids. The transcript has 3 exons. Gene Ontology annotation, cellular component: membrane. Gene Ontology annotation, biological process: transmembrane transport. The record is from RefSeq and is a predicted model, not a curated record. NCBI's taxonomy places the organism in Eukaryota, Fungi, Ascomycota, Eurotiomycetes, Eurotiales, Aspergillaceae.
AUUCCAGCAAGCCUGAUAGAGCCUUCAGGCCCGUCCAAAGCCCAUACCAAACCAUCCUCAUCCCCCACAAUGGAAAUGCAAAGUCGACCGAACGAUGAACGCAUGCCAGAUUCGGUCCCACACGAUGAACACGAGACAAGGAAUGAUACAUUUCAAGAUGGAGGACAGCAGCCUGAUUCAGUCGGAGUCAGUUCAAGCCAGGGCAAACCACCAGAGCUUCCCACAUUGAUGGCAGAGAUCGUCUUUGUGAUUGUCUGCACCAUGGGGCAGCUUCUGUUUGCCAUCUUUCUAGCCGAUACCAUGGUCAACCAGGUCAACUUGGUUGACGCUCUAGGGAACAGUGGUUCUCUAUUACCGUGGCUCAUCGGCUCGUUCUUACUUACCAAUGGAAUCUCGGUUAUCAUUUCGGGUUCAUUAGCAGACCUGACCAAUCCCAAAUGGUUGACUGACUUGAUCUGUGUGUUCUCCAUUAAGCCCUCCCGGAUGGUCUUGUAUUUCUUCGUUAGAGCCAUGCAAGGGCUUGCGGUGGGAGUCCUUGAAUCCACCGCGAUGAACAUGCUCGGGCGAAUCUACAAACCUUGGCAACGCAAGCCUUGCCUUGAUGUCGGCAAUGAGAUUACAAUGGGAUUCGGUGUCGGGGCCCUUCAGGGUGGUGCGUUCAGUGCGCACUUGGAGUGGGUAUUUGGCUCUACAACCAUUCUUUCUACCCUGUGUGCUGUAGCGGCAUAUUUCACCAUGCCAUCGCUGAAGCCAUCCUCAUCUGACGCAACAGGCAAUGAGGCCUUGUCUAUAAAGCACUUUGAUUUCUUAGGAGCAGCCCUGUCUGCGGGUGGCUGUGGUUUCCUCGUCAUUAGUCUUACCCAGGGCGCUCCGGCACACUGGACCCCGGCUCUUAUUUUUGUUGCCUUUUACUUUGCUGAACGCUGGGUGUCCCGUCCACUAAUUGACAAUCGACUGUGGAAAACCCCGGGAUUCCUCUGGCUUAUGGGCUCAUAUUUCCUGGGCUAUGGUGCUUAUGUUGUCGCCUGGAUGUUUUAUGCCGUCCGCUUCUUCCUCACCAUUCAGGAUAGACCACCAAUCAUUGCGGAUGUCUAUCUCCUCCCUGUUGCUGUCUCUGGGACCAUUGCCACCUGGGUUGUCGCGAAAACAUUGCAUAUCAUCUCCGGUCACUACAUUAUGAUCCUCAGCAUGAUUGCCUUCACUCUGGGGCCAGUAUUCUUCCUCCCUCGAACGGAAAUCAUGAUAUACUGGGCACUAUCAUUUCCCGGUCUUAUUCUGAGCACCUUCGGCCCGGACAUGUCGUUCGCAGCAGCUUCGAUAUUUAUUUCCUCCAAUGUCCCGAGGCCCUUCCAAGGCGCUGCUGGCAGCUCUUGAUCACUAUGCAUGACUUGUCCACGGCAGUUUUUACUGCCGUUGGGGAUAGUAUCGGAGAGAAGGUCACCAAGGGCGAGGGAUAUUCUCUUGAUCUGGAUGCUCUGAGAGCGAUUUGGUUUUUUAGUUUAGCAGCUUCUUUACUGGCAGCCUUAAUGUGAGGUCUUUUUGUUCGUAUUCCAAAGAGCGUUGAGAAGGAGCAUGUACAAUAAUUACAAUUUCACUUCUCUGCAUUU